Molecule: messenger RNA, 1995 nt
Organism: Castor canadensis (American beaver)
Lineage: Eukaryota; Metazoa; Chordata; Mammalia; Rodentia; Castoridae
Gene: Padi3
Product: peptidyl arginine deiminase 3
Cellular component (GO): nucleus; cytoplasm
Molecular function (GO): protein-arginine deiminase activity; calcium ion binding
Source: RefSeq, a predicted model, not a curated record
AUGUCGCUGCAAAGGAUGGUACGUGUGUCCCUGGAUCAUCCCACCAGUGCCGUGUGUGUGGCUGGCGUGGAGACCAUCGUGGACAUUUAUGGGUCAGUUCCUGAGGGCACAGAGAUGUUUGAGAUCUACGGGACCCCAGGCGUGGACAUUUACAUCUCUCCCAGCAUCGAGAGGAGACGGGAGCAUGCUGACACCAGGCGCUGGCACUUCAACGAGGGGCUGGAGAUCAUCGUGGUCAUGAACUCCCCCAGCAAUGACCUCAAUGACAGUCACGUGCAGAUCUCUUACCACUCCAGGCACAAGCCGCUGCCCCUGGCCUACGCUGUGCUCUACCUCACGUGUGUUGACAUCGCCCUGGACUGUGACCUGAACUGCGAGGGCAGGCAGGACAGGAACUUCGUGGACAAGCGGCAGUGGGUGUGGGGACCUGAGGGGCAUGGAGCCAUCUUGCUGGUGAACUGUGAUCGCGACAAUCUGGACUGUGACGUCCAAGACAACUGCGACCAGCAUGUGCGCUGCCUGCAAGAUCUGGAAGACAUGUCCCUUAUGGUCCUGCGGACACAGGGUCCUGCAGCCCUCUUUGAUGACCACAAACUCAUCCUGCACACAUCCAGCUAUGAUGCCGGGCGGGCCCGAGUCUUCCACGUCUGCGGUCCCGAGGACUCCUGUGAGGCCUAUAGGUGCGUGCUGGGCCAGGACAAGGUGUCCUACAAGGUGCCUCGCCUCCAUGGGGAUGAGGAGCGCUUCUUCGUGGAGGGCCUCUCCUUUCCAGAUGCUGGCUUCCCAGGGCUGGUCUCCUUCCAUGUCACCCUGCUAGAUGACUCCAAUGAGUAUUUCUCUGCGUCACCGAUCUUCACCGACACCGUGGUGUUCCGCGUAGCACCCUGGAUCAUGACACCCAGCACCCAGCCACCCCUGGAGGUGUAUGUGUGCAGUGUGAGGAACAACAAGUGUUUUGUGGAAGCCGUGGAGGAGCUGGUCAGGAAGGCCGGCUGCAAGCUGACCAUCUGCCCGCAGACUGAGAACCGCAACGACCGCUGGAUCCAGGAUGAGAUGGAGCUGGGCUACACUGAGGCUCCACAUAAAACCCUGCCGGUUGUCUUUGACUCCCCCAGGAACGGGGAACUGCAAGACUUCCCUUACAGAAGAAUCCUGGGCUUAGAUUUUGGCUACGUGACUCGGGAGCCACGAGACAAGUCUGUGAGCGGUCUGGACUCCUUUGGGAACCUGGAGGUCAGCCCCCCAGUGGUGGCCAAUGGAAAGGAGUACCCCCUGGGGAGGAUCCUCAUCGGGGGCAACCUGCCUGGGUCGAGAGGUCGCAGGGUCACCCAGGUUGUACGGGACUUCCUCCAUGCCCAGAAGGUGCAGCCACUGGUGGAGCUCUUUGUGGACUGGCUGGCAGUGGGACAUGUUGAUGAGUUUCUGAGCUUUGUCCCUGCCCCAGAUGGGAAGGGCUUCCGGUUGCUUCUGGCCAGCCCAGGCGCCUGCUUCCGGCUCUUCCAGGAAAAGCAGAAGUGGGGCCAUGGCAGGGCCCUCCUGUUCCAGGGGGUCGUCGGCGAAAGGCAGGUCAAGACCAUCUCCAUCAAUCAGGUUCUUUCCAAUGACAGCCUCAUCAGCUUUAACAAGUUCGUGCAGAGCUGCAUCGACUGGAACCGUGAGGUGCUGAAGCGGGAGCUGGGCCUGGCUGACCGCGACAUCAUCGACAUCCCGCAGCUCUUCAAGACCGAGAGGAAAAAGGCAGUGGCCUUCUUCCCUGACUUGGUGAACAUGCUGGUGCUGGGGAAGCACCUGGGCAUCCCCAAGCCCUUUGGGCCCCUCAUCAAUGGCCGCUGUUGCCUGGAAGAGAAGGUGCGUUCCCUGCUGGAGCCGCUUGGCCUGCACUGCACCUUCAUUGAUGACUUCACCCCAUACCACAUGCUACACGGGGAGGUCCACUGUGGCACCAACGUGCGCCGGCAGCCCUUCACCUUCAAGUGGUGGCACAUGGUGCCCUGA